GGUAAAGAUUUCAAGUGUCGCAGUAAAUUAAUUGCGCACAUGGAUUGUCACACAGGUGCAAAUGUAGUGGAGUGUGAUAUUUGCCAUAAAAUGUUAUCGCAAGGGAAUUUAAAAAGACAUAAGCUGAUUCAUGCAGGUGUAAAGCCUUAUCGGUGCAAGAUUUGUGGGAAAUCUUAUUCACAAUCAGGACAACUGAAAAUCCACAUGGAUCUGCAUCCAGACCCUGACAACCCGCACAAAUGUCCAUUUUGUGAAUAUUCUACAACUCGUGUUACCGAUUUAUGGAAACAUAAAUAUCUAUGCAAGCCCUCUUCUAUGAUAUCAAGAAAACGAAUAAAAACUUCACUAAAAACCAAUAAGAAUCCACAUGAGACUGAGGAUAGAAAGGAAAAUCUAACGAAUAAAUUUCUAUGUUCUUUCUGUGGAAAAUCCUUCAAUCUCAAAGCAGGUUUAUUAUCCCACGAAAUGAUACAUAAAGAUGAGAAGCCUUUUAGUUGUUCUUCAUGCCCAAAGACAUUCAAACAUAAACUGGCACUAGUUAUGCACGAACGCACACACACUGGACAAAGGCCUUAUCAAUGCAAGUUAUGUCCCAAGAAUUUCACCCAGCACACUCAUUUAAAAACCCACACCCUAUUUGCUCAUUCAGAGAAGAAGAAAUUUGAAUGCAACGUCUGUGGUAAGAAGUUUGUUCUAAAGGAUGCUUUGAGGUAUCAUUUGAUGACACAUUCGGGUGAAAAGCCGUUUGGGUGCUCCAUUUGCCAGAAGGGAUUUCAUAUCAAGUAUAGACUGAAGAUUCACAUGCUUAAGAACCAUGGGAUUAAAAUAGAAACUUGUGAUAUAAUUAAGAAAGAAUAG
Ctenocephalides felis (cat flea) is the source of this 858-nucleotide messenger RNA. RefSeq names its product zinc finger protein 724-like. The transcript has 3 exons. Gene Ontology annotation, molecular function: DNA-binding transcription factor activity, RNA polymerase II-specific; RNA polymerase II transcription regulatory region sequence-specific DNA binding. The record is from RefSeq and is a predicted model, not a curated record. Gene Ontology annotation, biological process: regulation of transcription by RNA polymerase II. Lineage: Eukaryota; Metazoa; Arthropoda; Insecta; Siphonaptera; Pulicidae. Bases 40 to 858 code for a protein of 272 amino acids. Gene Ontology annotation, cellular component: nucleus.